This is a messenger RNA of Aplysia californica (California sea hare), 630 nucleotides long. RefSeq lists its product as uncharacterized. The transcript has 3 exons. The record is from RefSeq and is a predicted model, not a curated record. NCBI's taxonomy places the organism in Eukaryota, Metazoa, Mollusca, Gastropoda, Aplysiida, Aplysiidae. Bases 52 to 630 code for a protein of 192 amino acids.
GGGGUCUUCAUUCCCACCUGCUCUCCUCUUCCAUGACCCUUGUGGUGAAAAAUGACGGGGAAUUACAGAACCUUCACAAUGUUUCAUCUGCUUUGCUCCGUCCUUUUGUUUGUGGUCGCCCCGUGCACGUGCCUUCUGUCGGGUGGACCUUUUAACGGACCAAAGAGUGGACGUUUGGGUGGACCUAAGAGUGGAGAUUUUGGCCGACCCAUAAGUCGACCUUUUGGCGGACAGAAGAAAGGACCUUUUGGCCGACCUACGGGAGGGAAUUUUGGGGGACAUUGGCCAAACAGCCACGGGCUCUUCCAACAUCCUGGCCUUUUCCAAAAUCCUUACGCUCCUAGCUCCCCCGGGGUCGCACAACCAACCCCUGUUCAACAGCCACAGCCACAGCCACAGCCACAGCCACAGCCCAAAGCCGGAUGUCCGACACUGACCUCAGCGUGCGCGGCCAGGCCAGCAGGAAUCAGCGACUCUAGCGUGGGCGACCUUAUUGAGAACGUGAUAAAAAACCUGGACACGAAUGGAGACGGUAGUAUUACCGUAGCUGAGCAGUUUUCUAACAAGAGUUAUCUUAAAAGAAUUUUCAUCGAAACUUUCAUCAGAGACAUCUAUUUUGCAAACUUUUGA